This is a messenger RNA of Euleptes europaea (tarantolino), 6227 nucleotides long. RefSeq names its product trinucleotide repeat containing adaptor 6B (gene TNRC6B). The record is from RefSeq and is a predicted model, not a curated record. Gene Ontology annotation, biological process: positive regulation of nuclear-transcribed mRNA poly(A) tail shortening; miRNA-mediated post-transcriptional gene silencing. NCBI's taxonomy places the organism in Eukaryota, Metazoa, Chordata, Lepidosauria, Squamata, Sphaerodactylidae. Gene Ontology annotation, molecular function: nucleic acid binding. Bases 33 to 5621 code for a protein of 1862 amino acids. The transcript has 24 exons. Gene Ontology annotation, cellular component: nucleoplasm; P-body.
ACUUCAGUAGAGUUUCCACAGAUUCUGUUUCCAUGCAAAUUGAUGAGGGAGAAAUUUUGGAGGAAGGCAGUUCCAAGAUGGAACAUGAGGAUUUUGUAAUGGAAGGGCAUGGCAAGACUCCACCUCCUGGUGAAGAAAACAAACAAGAGAAGGAGCAAGAGAAGGAAGAACAGUUAAUGGAAGACAAGAAAAGAAAGAAAGAGGAUAAGAAGAAGAAAGAAUCUACUCAGAAGGUCACAGAUCAAAAAACCAAAGUGCCCGAAGCGACAAAACCAAGUUUAAGCCAACCAGUGACUGCCAGCCCAAUUGGCAGCUCUCCAUCGCCACCAGUCAAUGGUGGCAACAAUGCCAAAAGGGUGGCAGUGCCGAACGGUCAACCGCCAAGCGCCGCCCGCUACAUGCCUCGGGAGGUGCCGCCGCGAUUCCGUUGCCAGCAGGACCACAAAGUGUUACUGAAACGUGGGCAGCCCCCUCCGCCAUCCUGUAUGCUCCUUGGGAGUGGAGUAGGGCCGCCUCCUUCUCCAGCACCUGGAGCAAAUCCAAACAACGCACAACCAGUGACGGGAGUGCUGCUGCCGUGUGACAGUGGGACUGCAACCGAUUCAACAACUGGAGGUGCUGCUGCUUCAAAUUAUGCAAAUUCCACUUGGGGUCCUGGAGCCUCCUCCAACAGCACCAAUGCCAACCCAACUCAUGUCUGGGACAAGGUGAUUGUAGACGGGUCUGACAUGGAAGAGUGGCCUUGUAUUGCCAGCAAAGAUACUGAGUCUUCUUCCGAAAACACCACAGACAACAACAGUGCCUCGAACCCUGGCUUGGAGAAGAGCACUCUGCCAGGAAGCACCACUAGCAACAAAGGAAAAGGAAACCAGUGCCAGUCUGUAAGCUCUGGUAACGAAUGUAAUCUUGGGGCCUGGAAAUCUGACCCUAAGGCUAAAUCUGUUCAAUCUUCCAACCCUGCAGCAGACAGUAACAAUGGUCUAGCAAGCUGGAGGAACUUGAGUGGGCAGGACAGAAUCGGCCCCAGCUCUGGCUUCAGCAACUUUAACCCAAAUAGCAACCCAUCAGCUUGGCCAGCACUGAUUCAAGAGGGAAAUUCAAGGAAAGGGAUUUCAGAAUCUGAUAAUGGUAGCUCCAAUGCACAGCUUAGUACAGCAGGUCAGACUUCUAGGGAACAGCAGUCAAAGAUGGAAAAUGCGGGUGUUAAUUUUGUCUCUGGCAGAGAGCAGGCUCAAAUUCACAACACUGAUGGACCAAAAAAUGGAAACACUAACUCUUUGAACUUAAGUUCACCAAACCCAAUGGAGAAUAAGGGAAUGUCCUUUGAAAUGGGUUUUGGGAACACUUCCAGGAGCACUGAUACCCCUUCACAAAGCACUGGAGAGAGAAAGACUGGGAGUGUUGGAUCUUGGGGUACAGUAAGGGGGCCUUCUGGACUGGACAGUGUCUCUGGUCAAAGCAAUUCUGGAAAUCAUGGGAACAAUGGAAAGGAUAGGGAGGACUCAUGGAAGGGAGCUUCUGUUCAAAAAUCGAAUGGGUCAAGAAAUGAUUCUUGGGAUAAUGGCAACAGGUCUACGGGUGAUGGGUCUUGGACCUUUGGCCCUCAACACUCUAGUGAAAGCAAAUGGAGUGAAGGGAACAAAAUGACAUCAGGGGUGUCUCAGGGAGAAUGGAAACAGCCGUCUGGGUCUGAUGAACUGAAGAUUGGAGAAUGGAGUGGUCCAAACCAACCAAAUUCUAGCACUGGAGCAUGGGACAAUCAAAAGGGCCAUCCCCUUCCUGAAAACCAAGGCAAUUCCCAGGCUCCCUGUUGGGGAAGAUCUUCCAGCUCUACAGGAAGUGAAGUUGGAGGUCAAAGCACUGGAAGUAACCACAAAGCAGGAAGUAGUGACAGUCACAAUUCUGGACGUAGAUCAUACAGGCCUACACAUCCUGAUUGCCAGGCAGUCUUGCAAACUUUGCUGAGCAGGACUGAUUUGGACCCCCGAGUGCUUUCAAAUACUGGCUGGGGUCAAACUCAAAUCAAACAGGAUACUGUUUGGGAUAUAGAAGAGAUGCCAAGGCCUGAGGGAAAGGCUGAUAAAGGAACUGAGGGGUGGGAGAAUUCUGCCAUACAGACGAAGAGCUCAGGGGGCUGGGGAGAUGCACCCAGCCAAAGCAAUCAAAUCAAGUCUGGAUGGGGGGAGCUCUCUACUCCAACAGAGUGGAAAGAGCCCAAAAACACUGGAGGAUGGAAUGAUUAUAAGAACAAUUGUUCCAACUGGGGAGGAGGAAGACCAGAUGAAAAAGUGACACCAACUUGGAAUGAGAAUUCAAGCAAGGACCCAGGAUGGAAUGGACGGCCACCUAAUCAAGGGUGGUCUUCUGGGAAGAAUGGCUGGGGUGAGGAAGUUGACCAAACAAAAAACAGUAAUUGGGAAAGUUCAGGAAACAAGUCAGUGUCAGGUUGGGGUGAAGCUAGUCAAAAUGAGAUUGGGACUUGGGGUAAUGGUGCAAAUGUAAAUUCUUCUUCAAAAGGAGGGUGGGAUAAUAAUAAUAAAAGAGCUCCAGCAUGGAAUGAUACUGGUAGACAACCCAAUUCCUGGAAUAAUCAGCAACAACAGUACCAUCAGCAGCCAGAGGCACCUGGCUCCUGGGGUCCACCUUCACAGCCCCCAGGUAACGGGAGGCCACCAAACCCUAACUGGAAUAGUGGGCCACAGCCAGCUGCCUCAAAGGACGAGGAACCCAGUGGCUGGGAAGAACCAUCCCCCCAAACAGUUAGUCGAAAAAUGGAUAUUGAUGAUGGCACUUCAGCAUGGGGUGACCCUAACAGUUACAACUACAAGAAUGUGAACCUGUGGGACAAGAACUCACAGGGUGGACAACCUCCUCGAGAACAGAAUCUCCCUACUCCAAGGACUAGCAAAUCAACAACCUCAGUCUGGAACAAAAGCACACCUCCUGCUCCAGAUAAUGGUACAGCUGCUUGGGGCGAACCGAAUGAAACCAGUCCUGGAUGGGGUGAAGUAGAUGAUGCAGGGGCUUCUACCGGUUGGGGAAAUGGACCCUCUGCUGCACCAAAUGCCAUAAAACCUAGUUCCAAACCAUCUCAAGAUGGCUGGGGGGAAAACGAUGGGCCAGUAUCUGGAACACGGCAUUCCAGUUGGGAAGAGGAAGAGGAGGGAGGAGUCUGGAACACAGCAGGCUCUCAGGGAAGCAGUUCCUCCCAUAAUUCAGCAAGCUGGGGACAAGGAGGAAAGAAACCACAAAUUAAGUGUUCAUUAAAAGGAGGCAGUAGUGAUUCAUGGAUGAAUACUUUAUCGGAUCAGAUUUCAAAUAUGGGAUUGCUGAAUCAACCUGAGGACACUCCAGGCAAUAAGAUGGACUUAUCUGUAGGUGGCCUCCAGGAUAAGAAGUUUGAUGUGGACAAACGAGGCAUGAAUCUCGGGGAUUUUAAUGACAUAAUGAGAAAAGGCCGGUCUGGUUUUCGUCCUCCUAAUUCCAAAGACAUGGGAACCCCAGAUAGUGGGCCUUACUUUGAAAAGCUGACUUUGCCUUUCUCCAAUCAAGAUGGGUGCCUUGGGGAUGAGGCUCCCUGCUCUCCCUUCUCCCCUUCUCCCAACUACAAGCUAUCUCCCUCUGGUUCCAAUCUACCCAACGUCUGCCUUGGGGCAAUCGGCUCAGGGCUCAACCCCCAAAACUUCGCUGCUAGACAAGGGGGCAAUCAAGGUCUGUUUGGAAACAGCACAGCACAAUCGAGAGGAAUGCACCCACCAGUGCAGCCACUAAAUCCUUCCCCCAAUAUUCGGGCACAAGUGCCUCCCCAAUUUCUUUCUCCCCAGGUGUCUGCCUCCAUGCUCAAGCAAUUUCCUAACAGUGGUCUGAACCCAGGUCUUUUCAAUAUGGGGCCCCAGCUUUCUCCUCAACAGAUUGCUAUGCUGAGCCAACUUCCACAGAUUCCUCAAUUUCAGCUUGCUUGUCAGCUUCUCCUCCAGCAGCAGCAGCAGCAGCAACAGCAGCAACAGAUGAUACAGAACCAGAGAAAGAUUUCUCAAGCUGUGCGACAACAGCAAGAGCAACAGCUUGCCCGUAUGGUGAGUGCCCUUCAGCAGCAGCAGCAGAGGCAGCCUGGCAUGAAACAUUCUCCAUCCCAUCCAGUUGGGCCGAAGCCACAUUUAGACAACAUUGUACCUGGUAGUCUGAAUGUGGGUCUUUCAGAUUUACAGGCCAAAGGGCAGAUUCCUGGAUAUAGUUCAGGUUUUGGCUCCAGUGGCGUGGAUUAUGGCAUGGUGGGAGGGAAAGAAACUGGAACAGAAUCUCGCUUUAAACAGUGGACUUCUAUGAUGGAUGGGUUGCCCUCUGUAGCUUCCCAAGAUGCCAAUAUGCACAAAAAUGGCACGAUUGUGCCCCCUGGAAAAGCUCGAGGGGGAUCACCCUACAACCAAUUUGAUAUAAUCCCUGGUGAUCCGCUGGGCAGCCACACAGGUCAUGGUGGCGAAAGCUGGUUACCUGCCAAAUCUCCACCAACAAGUAAGAUUGGAAACAAAUCCAGCAAUGCCAGUUGGCCUCCAGAGUUUCAGCCAGGAGUGCCAUGGAAAGGUAUUCCAAACAUUGACCCUGAAUCUGACCCCUAUGUGACCCCAGGAAGUGUGCUGGGGGGUACAGCCACAUCCCCCAUUGUAGAUACUGAUCACCAACUUCUGCGGGACAACACCACAGGGUCUAAUUCUUCCCUCAACACCUCGCUGCCUUCACCUGGUGCCUGGCCCUACAGUGCCUCUGACAAUUCCUUCACAAAUGUUCAUAGCACUUCAGCAAAGUUCAGUGAUUAUAAAUCAACAUGGUCCCCAGAUCCCAUAGGACCCAAUCCCACUCAUCUCUCCAACAAGAUGUGGAAAAACCAUAUUUCCUCAAGAAACACUACAGGGCUGCCCCGCCCACCUCCUGGCCUGAGUAAUCCAAAACCAUCCUCUCCCUGGAGCAGCACAGCACCCCGCUCAGUCAGGGGGUGGGGGGCACAGGAUUCAAGGCUUGCCUCUGCCUCUACCUGGAGUGAUGGUGGAUCAGUUCGCCCUAGCUUCUGGCUGGUUCUUCACAAUCUCACUCCACAGAUUGAUGGGUCAACCCUGAGGACCAUCUGCAUGCAGCACGGUCCACUGCUGACAUUCCAUCUAAACCUGACCCAAGGCACUGCCCUUAUCCGAUACAGCACCAAGCAGGAGGCAGCCAAGGCCCAGACUGCACUGCACAUGUGCGUUUUGGGAAACACUACCAUUCUGGCUGAGUUUGCCACAGACGAGGAGGUUAGUCGCUUUCUGACACAAGCUCAGCCUCCUACUCCUGCAGCAACACCCAGCGCACCCGCAGCAGGCUGGCAGUCUCUAGAGACAGGACAGAAUCAGACAGAUCCUGUUGGACCUGCUUUGAAUCUCUUUGGUGGGUCAACAGGGCUUGGGCAGUGGAGCAGCGGCGGUGGCAGCAGCAGCGGGGGUGACCUUGCUGGUGCUUCGUUAUGGGGCCCUCCAAGCUAUUCUUCAAGUUUGUGGGGGGUUCAAAGCGUGGAAGAUCCCCACAGGAUGGGAAGCCCUGCUCCCUUACUACCUGGAGACCUUCUAGGCGGAGGGUCGGAUUCAAUCUGAACUUAAAACUUUCAACUCUGACCUCGUGACCUUUUUUGGAACAGCAGCAGCACUAACUUGACCUUUUCUUUUUUUUUCAACUUGCAAUAAAUACAUUUUAAAAGGAAAAAAGAAAAUGGAGAGAGAGAAAAAAGGUGGGUCAUUGACAGGACUGUCUGAGCACAUAGUUGCCUCCCUUAUAACUUCAGUUUUUUCGUUUGGAAUAUGAAUCCAAAAAGAGAACAUAUCACUCUUGAAAUACUUGAAUCAUGAACGCCAACUUAGAAAGACAAUGUGAAGCAAGUACACAUACCAUUUAAAUCUAAAGAAAAAAAAUUAAAAAAAUUAGUUUCUAGUUUUUCACUUUUUCAUGUUAUAUGGAAGUUGUUGCUAAGAAACAUAUAUACUGAAAAAUAGCUUUUUAACUUUGUUUGCACUGGGUGUGUUUCCGUCCUUAGGUCUACCAUGUUGGGAUGGGAUGGGACGGGAUUCAAAUGCGUUGGGGGUGGGGUGGGAGGGGGAAGACUUGACGGAGCCUCACUUUAAAAAACAAAAAAGAAAAAAAACACUUUGUGAUUGGCUGGUUGAUAUAUACCAGUAUGUUCUGGCACAUGUAACUGCCCAUGU